AUGGAUGACACAGAACUUCCCAGUAGCAGCGACCAGAAGAUGGACGACGCUUCAACCGUAAUUCCUGCCGCUGCCGAAGCUAUUCACACCUCGUCGGAUGAUUCCGGCGAGUCUGAUUCCGACUCGGAGGAUGAAGCCGAGUCGAAUCAUCAGAUUGAAACCCUGGAGUCGGAGCUCUCCGCAAAUCCUUACAACUACGAUGCUUAUGUCCAAUAUAUAAAGCUUCUCAGGAAAACAGCGAACCUUGAAAAGCUAAGACAAGCAAGGGAAGCUAUGAGUGCCAUAUUUCCGUUGAGUCCUUCUAUGUGGCUAGAAUGGGCAAGGGAUGAAGCAUCUCUAGCCUCUAGUGAUAAUGUGCCUGAAAUUGUAAAGCUUUACGAACGGGGACUCUGUGAUUAUCAGUCUGUAUCUCUUUGGUGUGACUACCUGAACUUUUUACUGGAAUUUGAUCCAUCAGUACAUGGAUAUACAUCUGAUGGUAUUUCAAAAAUGAGGAGUCUUUUUGAACGUGCUAUUCCGGCUGCGGGCUUCCAUGUUACAGAGGGCAGCAGAAUAUGGGAAGGAUAUAGAGAGUUUGAGCAAGGAAUCUUAGCCACUAUUGACAAUGCUGACGUUGAGGAAAGAAGUAAACAGAUACAGAGGAUUCGAAGCAUAUUCCACCGUCACCUGUCAGUUCCGUUGGAAAACCUGAGCGCCACCCUUAUUGCUUAUAAGGCUUGGGAGCUGGAACAGGGCACUGAUCUUGAUAUUGGAUCUGAUGAUUUGAGUAAGGUUUCUCCUCAAGUUGCUGUUGCAAACAAGAAGGCACAACAGAUGUAUAGUGAACGUGCCCAUUUUGAAGGACACAUAUCGAAGAAAGAUUUAUCUGUCACAGAAAAGUUUCAGCAAUUCAUGAAUUACAUAAAGUUUGAGCAGACUUCUGGAGAUCCUACCCGAGUUCAAGCAAUAUAUGAACGUGCUGUGGCUGAAUACCCGGUUUCAAGUGACUUGUGGAUAGACUACACCUGCUAUCUUGAUAAAACUUUGAAGGUUGGAAAAGCUAUAACGCAUGCCUAUUCUAGGGCGACUAGAAGUUGCCCAUGGACUGGAGAUCUUUGGGCACGUUAUUUGCUUGCUUUAGAGCGUGGUUCGGCAUCCGAGAAAGAGAUUUAUGCUGUCUUUGAGAAGUCAUUGCAGUGCACAUUUUCCUCCUUUGAGGAGUACCUGGAAUUAUACCUCACUCGAGUAGAUGGCCUGAGAAGGAGAAUGUUAUCAACUAUGAUGGUAGAGACUUUGGAUUAUUCUCUGAUAAGAGAAACUUUUCAGCAAGCAUCAGAUUACCUAACGCCUAACAUGCAAAAUACAGACAGUUUGCUGCGUUUGCAUGCUUAUUGGGCUAAUUUGGAACUUAAUCUUGCGAAAGAUCUAGCUGGAGCACGAGGUGUUUGGGAUAGCCUUCUGAAGAAGAGUGGUGGGAUGCUAGCAGCCUGGCAUGCAUAUAUUGAUAUGGAAGUGCAUUUGGGGCAUAUAAAGGAAGCUAGGUCUCUUUACCGGAGGUGCUAUACAAGAAAGUUCGAUGGGACUGGCUCAGAAGAUAUAUGCCGCGGAUGGUUGCGCUUUGAAAGGGAGCAUGGAACUUUGGAAGAUUUUGACCAUGCAGUUCAAAAGGUUAUGCCACGCUUGGAAGAGCUACAAUUGAUUAGGUUACAACAGGAGUCUACACCAGUCAAACCGACGGCCGGCCUGAAAGAGCAUAACUCACAGAAGGGUACACGUGAAAAGAGAAAAGCAGGACCGAAUGUGAAUGUAGAAGAAGAGUCUUUGGCUAAGCGGCAGAAGAUUAAGGGUCAAAAAAUGAAUGAAGUGGAUGCCGAAGGUAAGGGCGCAACUGUACCUAACAAAAAAAACGCUAAAGCAGAGACGGGGAAAGCAGCUGGUUCAAAUAAAGAAGAGACAGAGGAGGCCAAACCAGUGAAGCCGAAAAUUUAUACAGACGAGUGUACAGCUUUUAUCUCAAAUCUCGGUGUCAAGGCACAAGAGGAAGAUAUACGUAAGUUCUUCAGCGAUGUUGGUGGAGUUGUUUCCAUUCGCGUUCUCCAUGACAGAGCCACUGGAAAACCGAGGGGACUGGCAUAUGUUGAUUUUGCGGACGAUAAGCACCUUGAAGCAGCUAUUGCAAAGAACAGAAAGACGUUUCUUGGUAAGAAGAUCAGUAUAGCACGAUCAAAUCCAAAGAAGGGUAAAAAGGAUUUCACGAGGCGUGGAAAUGAAGGUUCGGGGAAUUCAAAGGACACGUCCCAGAUUUCUGAGAAGGCGAAAGAAGCUCUUGGUGGAGAAACUGAGGGUGAGAAGCGAGGAAAUGAAGUCGAGGUGAGGGGUAAGAACACGUUCGCUGUCCCAAGAAAUGUUAAACCACUCGGCUUCACCACACCCAAACCCACCGCAGACGAGACGCCAAAAUCAAAUGACGAGUUCAGGAACAUGUUCCUCAAAAAGUGA
This is a messenger RNA of Thlaspi arvense, 2478 nucleotides long. NCBI's taxonomy places the organism in Eukaryota, Viridiplantae, Streptophyta, Magnoliopsida, Brassicales, Brassicaceae. The record is from the annotation of a GenBank genome assembly.